AUGAGAUCACUAUUCGAAGCGGGUCAGUUUGAUCGCGACCUGGCUCUGCAUCGUACCGCUGUGAGCGCUGUGAAGCACUUGAGGGCAUCGGGAAGCUCUGGCCCCACCGAGGAAGAAUCAUUUAUCCUCAAGCAGUUCUCAACGACGCUAGGACUUUGUGUCGACGAAAUGGGUGUUGAGACUUCCCUCUUUGACGUUGGUUGCACCUCCAUGGACCUCGUCCGACUCAAGCGCUCCAUAGACACCCAGUUCAAUGUAACAAUACCCGUCGUGGUAUUUAUGAAGCAUCCGACUGCUCGGUCCUUGGCCACUGCCCUCAGAUCGCAUCUGGCCCGACAUUCCGCUGGUCAAGAAGCGUCACCGGCGACCGAAUACGACCCGGUGGUGACUCUGAGAGCACAGGGCAAGAAGGCGCCUCUGUGGCUGGUUCAUCCGGGAGUGGGUGAGAUCCUGGUCUUUGUUGGCCUGUCUAAGCAUAUGGCUAUCGAUGACCGUCCUGUGUACGCACUGAGGGCGCGGGGAUUCGAGCCUGGGCAGACUUGUUUCUCAUCUAUCGCGGAGACGGUCGAGGUAUAUGUGAACGCUAUCCGACAGUAUCAGCCGAGUGGUCCGUAUGCUAUUGCUGGUUACAGCUAUGGCACUAUGCUAGCGUUUGAAAUCACCAAGGUGCUCAACUCCAUGGAUGGAGACGGCUCUGUUCGAUUUCUGGGCAGCUUCAACCUCCCCCCACACAUCAAGGCACGCAUGCGGCAUUUGAACUGGAACAUGUGCCUCCUUCAUCUGGCAUACUUUUUAGACUUGACGACGGAAGAGCAUGCUGAUGUCCGCGAACAAGAAGGCUUCCGGGAAUUAUCUCGCAGUGCUGCUGUGACUCAGCUGAUCCGAGACGCUGAUAAGGCUCGGAUGGAAGAGCUUGGUCUAGGCGAGACCGAACUCUCAGGAUGGGCUGAUGUGGCGUUCAGCCUCCAGAGCAUGGCGACGGAAUACGAGCCCAGCGGCUUGGUCGACGUUCUCGACGUCUUCCAUGCAAAGCCGUUGAAAGUGGCAGCUGCAUCAUCGGAAGAAUGGGUUCAAGUACACUUGAGCAAAUGGAGGGACUUCUGCCGAACAGAGCCAGUAUUUCAUGCUGUCCAAGGCGCGCACUACACAAUGAUUGGAAGUGAUCAUGUGGCCAGUUUUGCCUCCACAUUGCAGGUCGCCCUUAGGGCUAGGGGGAUCUGA
Molecule: messenger RNA, 1221 nt
Organism: Diaporthe batatas
Lineage: Eukaryota; Fungi; Ascomycota; Sordariomycetes; Diaporthales; Diaporthaceae
Exons: 2
Coding region: 1-1221 (406 amino acids)
Biological process (GO): biosynthetic process
Molecular function (GO): phosphopantetheine binding
Source: RefSeq, a predicted model, not a curated record